AUGCCAAAACCUUUCUGUUCUCGUCUUAACGAAACCCUUCGAGCUAAAAAUCGGAAUGCAUUAGAGCCAUGGUUCGCCUUCCUAAAACUGUUUAUAACUGCUCUAGAAAAAUUGCCAUCAACUAGAAAAACUGUUUGGCGAGGAGUGGAUGGUGAUGUCGGCUCAGAGUUCGCUGACGGUCUUGUGCAUACUUGGUGGAGUAUAAAUUCAUGUUCGAUGGAUCUCAAGGUUGUUGAGCAGCAUUUGGGAGAAACGGGCACUAUAUUUGCUAUUGAUGCUGUUCGCGCCAAAAAUAUUUCCGCAUUUUCGACAUUUCCUGAAGAGCAAGAAAUUGUUCUUAUGCCUGGUACUCGUGUUAGUGCUAAAUGUCAAUUACUCAAGUUCAUCGAUCGUUACAUUCUCGUGUCCUUGGAAGAAGAUACUUCUCAAAGGUUAGUUUGUUUUGAAUACAAAUUAAGUGCAUCCAUCUAAUGUAAGCGAUAAAGCCCAAGAUACAAUCGUCGUACAAAAGGUCUCAAUUGUUUAAGAAUUGUCACCAUUUGUUUGACAGCAGUUUGACAAUGGCAUGAUUAUUCAUGAUAGUGCGUAUGAUCAGAGUAAGGGAAAGCUUAUAAGAAGCCAUAUCAGCCUACCUCGAAUUCUACCUAGAAAUCGCUAGUUCUGGAUAAAAAGCAUAUUGAAACGUUUGACGACAUAUUGAGCUAAAAUGAAAGAAGUAGAAGAGAAACGUAUAUCAUUGUACAAUACUCGUGAUAACCAAAAUAUUACGUAUUCUGAUCGGCCAAAAACAGUUGAUAAGAACAUAGUAACGUAGUUAUUUGAAGUUGUGUGACCGUCAAUAAAUGUAAUACAUGAGACUUCACACAUUUGCAUAGACCAUCAGAAUAUUAACUUUCAUCAAAAGUAUUUUUCACACCAAUUAUUCACUUGAUUAUGCCCUAUAGAUAUUAUAUCGAUAGUUGUCGACAACGACUGCCACUGAUCACUUCUUUCAUAAGAUUAUCUGAACUAUCUUUAGAUCUACCUAACUGAGCCUACAGUGAGAGUUUUUUCAUAAGCAUUCCAAUGAAAAAUGUUUGGAUUAUAAUCAGAUUAUUGUGCAACAUAAUCAAAAUUAUAAUUGAUAUACGAGAUUUUUAGUGGUCAAAACCUUUAACAUCCUUUAUAAUUUUGAUUUUAUUGCACAAUGAUUUGAUUAUAAUCGAAGUAUCUUUCACUAAGAUUCUAGAAGUAAAAUCUAAUAUCUGGCGUUGUGAUAGAAGAGAUGCCCUUGAAUUAAUCGUAUUUGUUCUCGAUUUGUGGUUAUAAUGGUGAAGAUCAACUCUUGUAAGAUGCACCAAGGGCAAAAAUCGGGUGGAAAAUUAAAUUCGUUUUUUUAUAUAUGGUUUGAUAGAGCUUGU
Rotaria sp. Silwood1 is the source of this 1400-nucleotide messenger RNA. NCBI's taxonomy places the organism in Eukaryota, Metazoa, Rotifera, Eurotatoria, Philodinida, Philodinidae. The record is from the annotation of a GenBank genome assembly.